AUGUAUCUCAUUUACAUUUCGAAUACGAAUAAGCAAAAUCCUUAUUCACAGAAGGCCCAAUUCUUCGCGCUCCUCGAAAGCAAGCAUAGAUUGAUCCAAGCUAUUGUCGCCCAGCACCUAGGUCUCCGGUCAGCGAAUGCGUGCCAAGUAGCUCCUUUACGGGAUUGGCUCCAUGGGAGCUACAAUGUUUGUGUUAAGAUUCUUGAGGAGGAUCUGGUUGCCAAGGAUUAUGAGCAGUAG
This is a messenger RNA of Talaromyces stipitatus ATCC 10500, 240 nucleotides long. RefSeq lists its product as uncharacterized. The record is from RefSeq and is a predicted model, not a curated record. Lineage: Eukaryota; Fungi; Ascomycota; Eurotiomycetes; Eurotiales; Trichocomaceae. The transcript is spliced from 2 exons. Bases 1 to 240 code for a protein of 79 amino acids.